This is a messenger RNA of Coccidioides immitis RS, 5585 nucleotides long. Its product is annotated as ABC transporter. NCBI's taxonomy places the organism in Eukaryota, Fungi, Ascomycota, Eurotiomycetes, Onygenales, Onygenaceae. The record is from RefSeq and is a predicted model, not a curated record. Gene Ontology annotation, biological process: transmembrane transport. Gene Ontology annotation, cellular component: membrane. Bases 45 to 4646 code for a protein of 1533 amino acids. Gene Ontology annotation, molecular function: ATP hydrolysis activity; ATP binding; ABC-type transporter activity. The transcript has 5 exons.
CAAAGGCCUGUGUAUUGCCAAUUCUGCCUUCAUACUUCUCUGCCAUGAGCAACAAUUCUGUCGCUUCCAAGGCUUCCGCUCAUUCAGCCGAACAUGAUGACCGUCGUGGAUCUCCCUCACAGACACGUACCGAUCAUCCAGAGGACGUUACGGGAGGUGACCGUCCAACCUACGAAGCUAUAAGGACAUUCUCUUCGUCUGAUUCUGGGCCCGACAAUGCCCAGCUUGCCUCCGCACUUUCACGGUCAGUCAGCCAUCAAGGCGGCUACGGUGGGCAGGUGGAACGGCGUGACACCUUAGCGGGAAUUGAGAUCGGAGAUCCAGUCUUAGAUCCGACGAAGCCCGAGUUCGACUUCUACAAAUGGGCGCGGAUGUUCAUGAAAUUGAUGGAAGAUGAUGGGAUAAAGCGUCCGCGAACAGGGGUGACAUGGAAGGAUCUGAAUGUUUCGGGUUCCGGGGCUGCUAUGCACUACCAGAAUACGGUUCUUUCCCCGAUAAUGGCGCCGUUUCGAUUGCGAGAAUACUUUGGCACGAAAUCGGAGAAGUUGAUAUUACGGAAAUUCAAUGGUGUUCUGAAAGCAGGAGAAAUGCUGAUCGUGCUGGGACGACCAGGCAGUGGAUGCUCCACAUUCCUGAAGACCAUUAGUGGGGAGCUACAAGGGCUUAAGAAGGGGGAAGGUUCCGUCGUUCAUUACAAUGGAGUACCCCAAGAUAUUUUUAACAAGGAGUUUCGCGGCGAGGCAACUUAUAGUGCUGAAGAUGAGAAACACUUCCCUCAUUUAACUGUGGGCCAGACACUGGAGUUUGCCGCAGCGGCACGAACCCCAUCACUCAGAGUCAUGGGCGUUCCUAGGAAAGUAUUCUCGCAACAUAUCACCAAAGUGGUGAUGACCAUUUAUGGGCUGAGCCAUACAAGGAAUACCAAAGUCGGGGAUGAUUACGUCCGUGGUGUAAGUGGAGGAGAACGAAAACGAGUUAGCAUUGCGGAGAUAUCACUUGCUGGGUCACAGGUUGUGUGCUGGGAUAACUCGACCAGAGGCCUUGAUGCAGCAACAGCGCUCGAAUUCACUCGCGCCUUGAAAAUAGGUUCCCAUGUUGGAGGAAUGACCCAGCUUCUUGCCAUUUACCAAGCCAGUCAGGCCAUAUAUGAUCUUUUUGAUAAAGCGAUUGUACUAUACGAAGGCCGACAGAUUUAUUUCGGUCCUGCAAAGACGGCGAAGAAGUAUUUCGAAGAUAUGGGAUGGUUCUGCCCGCAAAGACAGACGACAGGCGACUUCCUGACAUCUGUUACCAAUCCUCAAGAGCGAAGACCUAGGAAAGGUUUUGAAACCAAAGUCCCUCGAACAGCGCAGGAAUUCGAACACUACUGGCUUCAAUCCGAGACUUUCAAGCAAUUGCAGGCAGAAAUAGAAGAGAGCGAUAUAGACCAUCCGGAUUUGGGCGAAAUUUUAGCUGAACAACGCGAAGCUCAUCGUCAAGCGCAGGCGAAAUAUGUCCCGAAGAGGUCUCCUUAUACCAUCAGCAUUUUUAUGCAACUAAAGCUAUGCAUGAAACGCGCUUACCAGCGCAUAUGGGGUGAUAAAGCCUCGACAAUCGCCGUCAUUAUCAGCCAGGUUGUUAUGUCGCUGAUUAUCGGGUCAAUUUUCUUCGGGACUCCGAAUACUACGAAUAGCUUUUUCGCGAAAGGUUCAAUAUUGUUUUUUGCUAUUCUUCUAAAUGGCUUGAUGUCCAUUACCGAAAUCAACGGACGUACCCAUAUUCCUCUUUAUAAGUCUACUGACAUGGGAACAGAUGUUCAACGGCCAAUUGUUGCGAAACAUGUUGGUUUUGCUUUUUAUCAUGCCUACGCGGAGGCUCUGGCAGGUCUAGUCGCCGACAUUCCUAUCAAAUUCAUAAUAGCUACAGUAUUCAACAUUAUCCUCUACUUCCUGGGCGGAUUAAGAAGGGAGCCGUCGCAAUUCUUCAUCUUUUUUCUUUUCACAUUUAUGACCAUGCUGACCAUGUCAGCCAUUUUUCGCACACUUGCCGCUGCGACAAAGACUGUGUCUCAAGCGCUGGCGUUUGCCGGAGUCAUGAUUCUCGCCAUUGUAAUAUACACAGGGUUUACGAUCCAAAGAUCUUAUAUGCAUCCUUGGUUUAAGUGGAUCAGCUGGAUUAAUCCAGUUGCUUAUGGUUUUGAGUCCAUCCUUGUCAAUGAAGUGCAUGGUCAGCGAUACCAGUGUGCCGUCCCAGUACCACCAUAUGGAACCGGGAAUAACUUUGAAUGUGCCGUUGCUGGUGCUAUCCCUGGCGAACGAACUGUUUCCGGAGAUAGCUGGGUCGAGUCAGCCUACGGCUACAGCUACGCGCACAUCUGGAGAAAUCUGGGGAUCCUCUUUGGGUUCAUGUUCUUCUUUUAUGCCUUAUAUUUAUUUGCCACUGAGUUUAACCUGUCAACUUUAUCAGCUGCUGAAUAUCUCGUCUUCCAACGGGGGUAUGUGCCCAAGCAUCUUACCAAUCACUAUGAUGAAGAAAAGGAUGCCAGCGGGCUUCAGCAGGAUAUGAAUAUACGCCCAGAAGAGAGCCCUAUCGAAGAAACUGUUCAUGCCAUUCCUCCCCAGAAGGACGUUUUCACUUGGAGAAAUGUUGUAUACGACAUAAGCAUUAAAGGCGAACCGCGACGGUUGCUGGACAAUGUCUCUGGUUGGGUAAGACCUGGGACUCUGACCGCACUCAUGGGUGUGUCGGGUGCAGGGAAAACCACUUUAUUGGACGCGCUCGCGCAAAGAACCACCAUGGGUGUCAUCACUGGAGAUAUGCUUGUGAAUGGCAAAUCUUUGGAUAUGUCUUUCCAGCGAAAAACAGGGUAUGUUCAACAGCAGGAUUUGCAUUUAGAGACAACCACCGUCCGCGAAGCGCUUCGGUUUUCCGCAAUGUUGCGCCAACCAAAAUCGGUUUCAAAGACAGAGAAAUAUGCAUACGUGGAGGAUGUUAUUGAUAUGCUAAAUAUGCGAGACUUUAGUGAAGCCGUCGUUGGAAAUCCGGGUGAAGGCCUCAAUGUGGAGCAGCGUAAGCUUCUUACUAUUGGUGUCGAACUGGCCGCUAAGCCGGCUCUUCUCUUAUUUUUGGACGAACCCACCUCAGGUUUGGACUCGCAAAGCUCGUGGUCUAUUAUCACAUUCCUACGAAAGCUGGCAGAUAAUGGGCAGGCGGUGCUGUCGACCAUCCAUCAACCUUCAGCAAUCCUUUUCCAGCAAUUCGAUCGACUUCUAUUCCUCGCAAAAGGUGGAAAGACAGUAUAUUUUGGUGACAUCGGAGAAAAUUCUCGGACUCUUCUUGAUUACUUUGAGAGGAACGGUGCUGAGCCUUGCGGGUCAAACGACAACCCAGCAGAAUAUAUGUUAGACGUCGUUGGGGCAGGUCCAAGCGGUAAAUCAGAGCAGGACUGGCCGACUAUAUGGAAUGAAAGCGAAGAGGCCCGAAGAGUUCAAGAGGAGAUAGACCGUAUAAAUGCUGAGAAAGAGAAAGAUGAAUCUCUUCAAGAGCCAACAGAGACACCGCGCGAGUUCGCAAUGCCUUUCACGUCCCAGGUAUACUAUGUCACUAUCCGUGUUUUCCAGCAGUACUGGAGAACACCAACAUAUAUUUGGGGGAAACUGCUCCUGGGUAUCAUGGCGGCAGUGUUUAUCGGAUUCUCUUUCUAUAUGCAAAACGCGUCAAUAGCUGGUCUCCAAAAUACCCUAUUUGCCAUUUUUAUGCUUACCACAAUCUUUAGCACGCUUGUCCAGCAAAUCAUGCCACGGUUCGUAACCCAGCGCAGCCUCUUCGAAGUUCGUGAGCGCCCAUCGCGUGCAUAUAGUUGGCAAGCGUUCCUCCUAGCGAACGUCAUGGUUGAAAUUCCUUACCAAAUAUUCCUCGGUGUCAUCGUCUGGGCCGCUCUUUAUUACCCCGUGUUUGGUGUCCAUCAAUCAUCAGAACGCCAGGGGUUGUUUGUUAUCUUUUCUGUCCAAUUCUUCAUUUUCGGCUCUACAUUUGCUCAGAUGGUCAUUGCGGGGCUACCCGAUGCCGAAACGGCCGGAAACAUCGCCACAACGCUUUUCAGUUUGAUGCUCACAUUCAACGGUGUGCUUCAAAGUCCCAGGGCACUUCCCGGGUUUUGGGUUUUCAUGUGGCGUGUUUCUCCGCUCACCUACACCGUUGGCGGCCUAGCUGCAACAGUUCUCCAUGAACGCGUUGUCCGUUGCGCGGAAAAUGAACUCGCCGUUUUUGAUCCACCUGAUGGGGCUACCUGCGGCCAAUAUCUUGAAAGAUUUUUUGCUCUCGGUGCACCGGGCAGGCUUAACAAUCCUUUCGCCACACAGGGAUGUGAAUACUGUCCAUUAUCUUCUGGUGAUCAGUUCCUUGCUGAGUCUGAGAUAUUCUGGAAUCAGCGGUGGCGGAACUUUGGCAUCGGAUGGGGAUAUAUCGGGUUUAAUGUGUUCGCAACGGUGGUUUUGUACUAUCUGUUCCGAGUCAGGAAAUCCUCUGGGAAAACUAGCCCCAAGAAAUGGUUGAGUCUGGCGAAGUACUAUGCGGUUACAAUAGCAUAUUGGGUGAGGAGCAUCUUUGUAAGGAGAAGAGAAAAGACACCGAGGGGAAAAGAGCAUAUUUGUGACAAAAUUUACUGAUUUCUUCACUCUGAGUGUUGGGUGUAUGGUUUCAAAUAGAUGAGAUACUGGAAGUGUACAUUGUCGAGUUUUAAGUUUGCAAAUAAAAUCAAUGUAUUUCUAUUAAUGAACAUGGGAAAGGAAAUCAUAAUUUUGCCCGUUGCCCAUCCCAGCCAUCUCUCUUUACCGUAAAUCCUCUAUCCUUUCCGCUCCUCUCCUUCUCUCUCAACACUCUCCUCAAAAUCUUUCCGCUUGGACUUUUUGGGACUGCAUCCGUAAACUCGAUCUCCUCCACCCAUUUGAACCUCACUUUCCUCUCGCUUACAUACUUCAUCAAUUUCUUGCCCAUUUCCUCCGAAACACUGAGCCCAUCUCUCAGGACAACAUACGCUUUUGGCUUUUCGCUUGCAUAGUCGUCCUUAACCCCCAAUACUGCGCAAUCCGCCACGUCCGGAUGACCCAGGAGUAGAUCCUCCAGUUCAGCGGGUGCAACGGCGAUACCUUUGACCUUAAUCAUUUCCUUAAUACGGUCAACGAUACGAAUAAGACCUUCUUCAGUCAUGUAACCAAUGUCACCUGUGUGAAGGAAACCGUCUGUAUCAAACGCUUCAGCAGUAGCGGUGGGGUUACCGAGAUAUCCCAUAGCGAUUUGAGGCCCCUUGGCAAUGAUUUCACCGGGCUGGUUGUAUCCAAGUUCUUUGCCGUUGUCGUCUAUGAUCUUGACUGUGGUGGAAGGUACGAUGUCCCCGACUGUGUUCGCGUACUUGUAAUCGUAGUAUUUUGGCGAAUGGCUUGUGAUACAUGAGCAUGACUCGGUCAUGCCAUAGCCUUGUUUGAAUCCGGACUGCGGGAAUUUUUGCUGGAGGAGUUGGGUAAUCUGUUCACUGAGUGGUGCUGCACCGCAGGAAAUCCGUUUAACGCAUGAAAGAUCGUAUUUGGAUGCGAUAGGGUCGUUAACAA